Molecule: messenger RNA, 777 nt
Organism: Talaromyces amestolkiae
Lineage: Eukaryota; Fungi; Ascomycota; Eurotiomycetes; Eurotiales; Trichocomaceae
Exons: 3
Coding region: 1-777 (258 amino acids)
Biological process (GO): dolichol-linked oligosaccharide biosynthetic process
Cellular component (GO): UDP-N-acetylglucosamine transferase complex
Source: RefSeq, a predicted model, not a curated record
AUGACGACCAAUCUCAACUUCGGACAAUACUCCGCGAUGCCAGCUUUGACUGUCGCCGCAUUCGCGGUGCUUUCUCUGUUCUUCGUCGCUUUCGCGUUGAUCAUUUCCCUCCACCUAAUACUCUCAUCUUCACAACACUCCGCCGUUCCCAAGCUACGUCACAGAGGCACCCCAACCCAUGUGCUGAUCGUGCUCGGUAGUGGUGGCCAUACGGCAGAAAUGCUAUCAAUGCUGCGCCGCAUGCCACUAGACCCAAACACCUACACUUUUCGUACAUACAUUGUGACCUCGGGCGACAGCUUCAGUGCCUCGAAGGCUGUGGAGUUUGAGGUGAUUCUUCACGCGCAGUACAAAGACUCAAAACAUACACAACGUCACAACUAUGAUAUUAUCACCGUACCUCGUGCCCGUCGAGUCCAUCAGUCGUAUCUUACUGCGCCGUUAUCUACAAUCCAAUGUUUCUGGGCAUGUCUCCAGGUUCUUCGCGGUAAACAUUCAGAUCAACAAAGCAGCAAGCGCGACGUUAAAUUUCAAUAUCCUGACCUGAUACUUACCAAUGGUCCUGCGACAGCGACACACAAAGACAGUUCGGCAAAUACACUUCCACUCCGCACUGUUUUCAUUGAGUCCUGGGCGCGUGUAACCACACUGAGUCUAUCUGGAAAAAUCCUGCUACCUUUUGUAGAUCGGUUCUUGGUGCAGUGGCCGAACCUUGAAGGCAAACAGGCAUGGAAAGGCAUGAGAAAGGCAGAAUAUGUCGGUACAAUCAUUGAUUAG